Pseudomassariella vexata is the source of this 704-nucleotide messenger RNA. RefSeq lists its product as uncharacterized. The transcript has 3 exons. Lineage: Eukaryota; Fungi; Ascomycota; Sordariomycetes; Amphisphaeriales; Pseudomassariaceae. Bases 225 to 704 code for a protein of 159 amino acids. The record is from RefSeq and is a predicted model, not a curated record.
CUUCUGUCACCAUCGAUGAAUUGUGAGGAAUCCGGGUGACAUGCAGUGAGCAUCGAAAUUAUUCAUGGGUCACCCCCCGAACCAGAGAGACUUAGAGUUGUAUCAGAUGACUUCAACACGAUUGUCAAAAAGGGUCCCUGCUACCUCUUCAUAUCCAUGCAGAAUUUUGACGGCUACAAGAAGGCCUUGCGAGGACGAUUCGGCGACGCCGCCUUCCUCUCUUCAUGAAAGUGGGCACAAUUCGAGACGAUCCCAAAUUUGCCGCUGACCAAGAGUCGAACAAACCCGUCGAAGUCACAGCCAUGUUUGCUGCCACGGCCAAUCCCUCUGUUGCGGACGCCUUGGCUGCUAUUGGGGGCCAGGUCUCGUUGCUGGCACCGCUGAAACUUUUCCGCCGUGUUUGGCCACCAAGAGCACAAAAGAGACGGAACUCCGAAAGUAUUGGAGUUGGGGGCAUAAAGAACCCUGAUGUCCAGGUGUUUGGCUACGGUAGCUGGCUCAAGGAUCAGCCGGAUUUCUCCAUGGACAAGUGGGUCGCAGCGGCCGAGUUGCAGAUGUAUGCUUGCUUCUUUGGCCAACUCGUUCAUACGGGGAGUCGGCACAGUGAGAGGAACGGGUACAUGGAUUUGAAUUACGAGGCAGUUGAUCAAUAUCCAAACUCUAAAUACAAUAUCCCUGUUGCCACCUCGACAAGUCUGCCCUGA